AUGGAGCCUCAAAUCGUGGACAUGCGAUCAGUUGUGGAAGCAGUUUCUGCGGAAGAUUCCGACGCUCCUCUCUACGAAGUCGAAAGCCUCUGCAUGCGUUGCGGCGAAAACGGGAUAACAAGGUUUCUAUUAACACUAAUUCCACAUUUUAGAAAGAUAUUGUUGUCAGCCUUUGAAUGUCCACAUUGUGGUGAGAGGAAUAAUGAAGUGCAGUUUGCUGGUGAAAUCCAGCCUAGAGGUUGUCAUUACCAUCUGCAAGUUCCAGCAGGUGAUCAAAAGGUGCUUAAUCGUCAAGUUGUGAAAUCAGAAACUGCCACUGUUAAGAUACCUGAACUGGACUUUGAGAUACCUCCUGAGGCACAGCGUGGAUCUCUGUCAACGAUUGAAGGGAUAUUGGUAAGAGCUGCGGAUGAAUUGGAGGCUCUUCAGGAAGAACGGAAGAAAGUGGAUCCCCAGACAGCUGAAGCGAUAGAUCAGUUCUUGGUGAAACUGAGAGCUUGUGCCGCUGGAGAUUCACCAUUUGCUUUCAUUCUUGAUGAUCCUGCUGGUAACAGCUUCAUUGAGAAUCCGCUUGCUCCAUCUCCGGAUCCAUCAUUAACCAUCCAAGCCUACGAGCGAACUCGUGAGCAAGUUGCUUCAUUGGGGUAUCUUGCGGGAGAACCCACUACCGAAACAUCAGAAGAAGGGACAAACAACGUCUCUGAUCAAAUUCAAAGAGAACCACAUGGCUCUGUUGGAGCAAGAGCUGGCCGCCGAGCUAUUGCUCAGGGUAACAGUGCAGAAAUUGCUGAAACUCUAUUUCGAUAUUCUGCACCGGAGGAGGUCAUGACUUUUCCAUCAACUUGUGGAGCUUGUGCUACUAAGUGUGAGUGCCGAAUGUUUGUGACAAACAUUCCAUAUUUCCAAGAAGUGAUUGUCAUGGCAUCCUCUUGUGAUGCUUGUGGUUACCGUAAUUCAGAGGUGAAACCUGGUGGGCGUAUACCUCUGAAAGGAAAGAAAAUCAAAGUUUAUGUGAAGAACAUAAAAGACCUUAACCGAGACGUGAUAAAGUCAGAUACUGCUAGCAUAAAAAUCCCAGAGAUUGAUUUGGAAUUGGCCAGUGGCACUUUAGGUGGACUUGUGACAACUGUUGAAGGCUUGAUUUCCAAGAUUAGUGAAAGUCUUGAGCGAGUACAUGGGUUUACUUUUGGUGAUAGUCUUGAUGAUACCAGGAGGAGCAAGUGGAAGGAGUUCAGAGCAAGACUUGACAAGCUAAAAAACUUGGAUGAACCUUGGACUUUGAUAAUUGAUGAUGCUCUGGCCAACUCCUUUGUUUCCCCUGUAACUGACGAUAUAAAGGAUGAUAAUGAGUUAACAUUUGAGGAAUACGAGAGGUCAUGGGAGCAGAAUGAGGAAUUGGGCCUUAAUGACAUGGACACCUCUUCAGCGGACGCAGCUUAUGGUUCGGCAGAUGUCGAGUCAUCCAAGGAUGGAUGA
Molecule: messenger RNA, 1476 nt
Organism: Fraxinus pennsylvanica
Lineage: Eukaryota; Viridiplantae; Streptophyta; Magnoliopsida; Lamiales; Oleaceae
Source: the annotation of a GenBank genome assembly